AUGGAGUUGAGUUUUCAGUACGUUCCUCAAAAGGCUGUAAAGGGCCAGGCUUUAGCGGAUUUUCUUGCUGAUCAUCCAUGCGUGGAUAUCGGCGAUGAGUCUGAGUUAAGUCUGAGCACCCUUGAGAUAUCACUUACUCCUUGGACACUGCUCUUUGACGGACGAAGGACUCAAGAGCGUGUUCCUGCAGCUGAUUAUCAUGCUGUGGUCAAACCUUGGCCAUUUAGAGGUUGGGCCCUUAACGUAACUGGAAAAAUUUAUCCACCCUCUUCAGGAAAUCAUACUUACAUCUUGGUAGCCACAGACUAUUUCACCAAGUGGGCAGAAGCGGUGCCAUUAAAGUGUGUGGAUCAACAAGAGGUAAUCAAGGUGAUCAAGAAAAGAAUCAUCCAUAGGUUUGGACUGCCUGAACACUUAGUUGCAGAUAGGGGUACAAUAUUUAUGGGGGAACAAGUGGUUAACUUUGCUGCACAGCAAAAUAUUAUUAUCUCCAAUUCUACUCCUUAUUACGCACAAGGAAAUGGCCAAGCUGAAUCCACUAACACGACUCUUGUCAACAUUAUCGAGAAAAUGGUGGAAGAUAAUCCAAGGGCCUGGCACGAAUUGCUUUCUGAGGCCUUAUGGGCCUACAGAACCUCAAAGAAUGAAGCCACCAAUAUAACUCCUUAUAUGUUGGUAUAUGGGCAUGACCCAGUCCUACCAAUGGAGGUAGCAGUAAAGUCAGCAAGAAUAGCAUAUCAAAAUGGCAUCACUCCUGCAGAUUAUACUCAGGCCAUGCUGAUGGAGCUUGAGGACUUGGACGAGGUUAGGCUUGUAACCCUUGAUCAUAUGUUGGUUCAGAAAAGAAGAGUCGCUAGAUCUUAUGACAAACGUGUAAGGAGAAAGAGCUUUACUGAGGGUGACUUGGUUUGGAAGGCAGUCUUUCCCUUAGGGGAAAAGAACCCAAGAUAUGGCAAGUGGUCUCCAACCUGGGAAGGACCUUACCAGAUUGCUCAAGUCCUUAGAGGUAAUGUCUAUCUUCUUAUGGACCUAAAUGGCGGUCUGUUUAAGCAUUUAACAAAUGGAAAGUACCUAAAGCAUCACUAUCCUACUAUGUGGGAGAUGAGAGACUUUGGAGAAAUUCAAUCUACCAAACCAUAA
Molecule: messenger RNA, 1140 nt
Organism: Rhododendron vialii
Lineage: Eukaryota; Viridiplantae; Streptophyta; Magnoliopsida; Ericales; Ericaceae
Exons: 2
Coding region: 1-1140 (379 amino acids)
Biological process (GO): DNA integration
Molecular function (GO): nucleic acid binding
Source: RefSeq, a predicted model, not a curated record